Trypanosoma rangeli is the source of this 354-nucleotide messenger RNA. RefSeq names its product dispersed gene family protein 1 (DGF-1). The record is from RefSeq and is a predicted model, not a curated record. The transcript has a single exon. Lineage: Eukaryota; Euglenozoa; Kinetoplastea; Trypanosomatida; Trypanosomatidae. The coding region runs from base 1 to 354 and encodes 117 amino acids.
AUGGCCUCCGGGAAUUGCUUUCUGUGCCAGUACUACAGCAGCAAGGUGUUGGACCACAGCGUCAUGCGCAUGGUGGGGAACAGCGGCCCGCUGACCUAUUCCAUCCUUGCGUACGAGUCGUGGGUCGUUCGGCAGUCAAGCUGGUUGGAUUGGCGCGACAACGACGUGAGAGGGGGGAAAAUGUUCAACCCCUCGGGUUUCUGUGAGCGUCGACAGCGGCAGCGCAGUGACGCUGACGGGCUGCAAGAUGGGCUCCACGGGGAUGUCGCGGUCCCUGCUGAGGGGCGUCGAAGCCGGCUACAGGUUCGUUGCUGGGUGCCUGACGGUCGCGGGAAAGGUGUUGACGGCGGCUGA